Molecule: messenger RNA, 3825 nt
Organism: Leptonychotes weddellii (Weddell seal)
Lineage: Eukaryota; Metazoa; Chordata; Mammalia; Carnivora; Phocidae
Source: RefSeq, a predicted model, not a curated record
GCCAAGACAGAUGCUUAAUCAACUGAGCCACCCAGGCGCCCCCCCACACCAAUGGCCUUAUUUUUUACUGGCUCUUUUCCAGUAUAAAAGUUAAACAAUUCUCAUUAAAAAGAAAACUGGGAAAGGUAGAAGAGCACCUUAUUUCCUUAUACUGACAAACCGGUUUUCCCAUUCUGUACAUUCCUUCAGGAUCUGCCCCCGCUGCCAUUGUGCCUGCCAUGGGCGUGUGAUAUUUUUUCAAAAUGUGUUUCAAUCAUCAGGUACACACACAGUUAUUUGGUUGGCUUUCUAUUACAAAAGUAAUGUAGGUUGUAAAGACAUUUUUAACCAUUAUAGAGACAUAUAAACCAAAAAGGAAAAAAAAAAAACAGUCCUUCACAGAUCUCUUCCCCAACCCUUACCCGGAUAUAUUCCUUGUGUUUGGCAAAAGUGGGAUUUACUUCAGUAGCUCUGUUGUUGUUUUAACUGAAAUGUAACCAUGUAGAAAAGUACACACAUGCCAAGCAUAUGAAUCUACAAAUCAUCAUACUGAAGCACAAGCCUGGGGAGAGCAGAACAAGGUCCGCCCCCCAGAAACCCCCCAGUCCUCCUAGCAGCCCCGCUCCCUUCUACUGCCCGGGACAUGACAGUAAUCAGGGACAGUGGGUCUAAAACUGCUUUCACCGGGGAGUGGCCAUCCCAGGCCAGGGGAGGGGAUGGGGAGGUCGGGGGCUGGGCCCUGGGGGCUCCGUGCCUGGAUGUGAUGUUGAUAUUUUAUGUUGCUUUAACCGCCUUUACUUUCUGAGCUAGGGGCUGUCUCCACCCAUAGCAAAAGUGUAACUUUGUUGUAAAUGAGCGUAAGCCUCACCCUGGAGAGCGCUAGUAAGUACAGACCAGGGGAACCCGACCCUUCUCUGUCCUCGCUGAACCAGACCCUGGGCCUGAACCGCACCCCACCACACCCCUCCCCUUCCCCACCCCACACAGUUCCCUCCCUGACUAGCAGGAGACAGGGAGGGCCUGAGGUGAGCUUGGGCCCGGCACAGGUCCUGGGGCGGGGAUUCAGGUGGGGCUGGUGGAGAAAAAUCAGCCCCCUCUGGAUCAGAGGGUCUUCACGUUGGGCGUCUCUCAGCCCGGUGGAGAGCUGGAAGCCUUUUGGGCAUGUGUGCGAACAACCACUUUUCCAGGGGCGGACCCACCAAUCCUCAAACAGGAUGUUAACCUCAACUCUAGAGAUUACAAGACUUGGGCCCCAUUUCACCCCCAAACCUGGUCCCCCAAACUCCCAGCCAGCGAGUGCUCAGCCCAGGUCCAGGGGUCAGAGACAAAGGGGAGAGGGGCCUCCGUGCUCCCUGUGGGACCCAAGCUGGCCUGAGCCUGGGCAAGAGCGUGUUCAACCUGCAGAGACUUCAAGCUGCCAUCCACGUGUGUCCGAAAAUCCCACCCAAGCAGGGCCCACCUGGCCCUGCUUCCUGUUAUUUCUGCUCACAGGGCCCAUUCAGUGGCUGCAUGAGAAAGAGAAAUGUCCCACCAGAGACCCCAUAACACGGAAGGGAAGUAAAAAACCUCACAUCCCAAAAACAACCUGAGCAGAGCUCAAGGUGUUAAUACGUUAUUAAGUGUUAAGGUGUUAAUAUGUUAUUAAUAUGUUGCCCAAGCGCUUUUGCUUUUCUCCACUGAAAAUCCACCCCUCCCCCGCCAGGCCGUGGCCCAGCCAGGCCGCCAGGGUGGGAAGGGGCCCUGGGGUGGUCCACUGCAGGGUGCACUUGCUUGUCAGCUGCUUCUCAGAGCAGUGGCCACCAACUGCAGAGGUCCUCGUGCGCAGAGAUGGUGCUUUUGUGUUCUCAGAACACAUUCUUUUGUAAGUGCGUUUGUCAAGAGAAGAUCCAUUGGAAGGCUCUUACCAGCCAGCACCCCCCGCCCCCGCAGCCGAGCCACUCCCGUUGCUGGAGUGGACAGACAGCCUUGGCCGAGCUGCAAAACAUCUCUGAGCCUCAGUGUUCCCACCUCUGAAGUGGGAGUAACUACACCCACCUCAGCUGGUGAUUCCAGGGGUAGGCCCUCCGGUGCUGCCGGCCACAGAGGGGUGUUCGUGCCGUGGCCCUGGAUGUACAGUGAUUUCUGAGUCAGCUCCUGAGAACAGGACUUAACCUGGCUCACCCCCCACCCCCAUGACCUGGAUUCUGAGUUCGGGAAAUGUGCUCCCGCUCCACACUGUGGGGCCUGCGUAUCAAGCCCAGAGAUAAGCUCUCCGUCAACAAAGAAUACUUUCACGUUAAGUGGUUCUGGACUAUGGGGGGCCAAGGGCAGCUGGGCAUGAGCCCCCAGGUCCCGAAAGUGGGGACAUGGUCAUCGAGGAGGCUGUCAGCUGCUCUUCUGUCACUGCUUUGUUAACUCACGACCACUGUCCCCACAAGGGGCUACUGGCAGAAAUUAGGGGUCCCUCAGAGUCCAAGGCUCAGUGCUUUUAACACCCAUUGUGGCACUGUCAGCCCCUGAGGGGAGCUGGGUGAUGGGAAUAGGUGGGGAGCCCCUCUGGCAUGGGCCACAGUUUGCCACCAGGACAGUGGGGAGGUCUGGGAAAGUGCUUCGGCCCCACUGUCCGCACGUCAUGCAGAUGUAAUGCAACCAGAGGCUUGGCCUCUACUUGUCUGAGAUCUCGGGGACCCUCUCCCCCCUAUGCAGCUGGCAGUCUCUGUGGCUCUUUGCCCACUGAUCCCCUCCCCUGAAGAGGCAUGGACACCCGGCCCUGCCCCAUCCCAGAAUUCCAAAGGCCACAGAAACGUACUUGGCUCCCUGCCUCCAGCAUCUAGCCUUGGGCCUCCCCCAGAGAGCCUCCGCGGGCUGACCUGAGUGCUGGGGCGAGAGAGCUGGGAGCUCUGGCUUGGCUCGGCCACCGUUCACUGGGCCCUGUCCUUGCAGGUGCGGCUUCAGGUCCAGGGCCUGGAGAAGCCUCAGUACCGAGGGACCUUGCACUGCUUCCAGUCAAUCAUCAAGCAGGAGAGUGUGCUGGGCCUGUACAAGGGCCUGGGCUCGCCCCUCAUGGGGCUCACCUUCAUCAACGCGCUGGUGUUCGGCGUGCAGGGCAACACCCUGCGGGCGCUGGGCCGCGACACGCCGCUGAACCAGUUCCUGGCCGGCGCGGCGGCGGGCGCCAUCCAGUGCGUCAUCUGCUGCCCCAUGGAGCUGGCCAAGACGCGGCUGCAGCUGCAGGCCGCGGGGCCGGCGCGCACCUACCGCGGCUCGCUGGACUGCCUGGCGCAGAUCUACCGGCGCGAGGGCCUGCGCGGCGUCAACCGGGGCAUGGCGUCCACGCUGCUGCGCGAGACGCCCAGCUUCGGCGUCUACUUCCUGUCCUACGACGUGCUGACGCGCGCGCUCGGCUGCGAGCCCGGCGACCGGCUGCUCGUGCCCAAGCUGCUGCUGGCGGGCGGCACGUCGGGCAUCCUGUCCUGGCUGUCCACCUACCCCGUGGACGUGGUCAAGUCGCGGCUGCAGGCCGACGGGCUGCGGGGCGCCCCGCGCUACGGCGGCUUCGUGGACUGCGUGCGCCAGAGCUACCGCGCCGAGGGCUGGCGCGUGUUCACGCGCGGGCUGGCCUCCACGCUGCUGCGCGCCUUCCCCGUCAACGCCGCCACCUUCGCCACCGUCACCGUGGUGGAGGCGCACCCGCCGCUGCGGGCGGGGCCGGGGCUGGAGCCGUACAACCGCGGGGCCCUCACGCGCGGCCCCGGGAGGGCAGGGCCGAGGCGAGGACUUUGUCACGGCGAGGCGUGGGAGGCCAGGCUGGAGCCCCCGCCGGGGCUGGAGACUCACGGGGUCUCGAGCCAGGUCACCCGCAGCUAG